Messenger RNA from Chiroxiphia lanceolata (lance-tailed manakin), 5197 nucleotides. RefSeq names its product nucleoporin 35 (gene NUP35). NCBI's taxonomy places the organism in Eukaryota, Metazoa, Chordata, Aves, Passeriformes, Pipridae. Gene Ontology annotation, cellular component: nuclear pore central transport channel; nuclear pore nuclear basket; nuclear membrane. Bases 80 to 1216 code for a protein of 378 amino acids. The record is from RefSeq and is a predicted model, not a curated record. The transcript has 10 exons. Gene Ontology annotation, biological process: nuclear pore organization; regulation of DNA-templated transcription; NLS-bearing protein import into nucleus. Gene Ontology annotation, molecular function: structural constituent of nuclear pore; phospholipid binding; single-stranded DNA binding.
GUGAAGCCGUUUGCCGGGGAGCCGUGAGGGGAGAGCCCGGCCCGGGGACGGAGCUCCCGCCGCCCCCCUUCCGCACAAGAUGGCGGGGGGCGGGUCGGAAGUGACGGAGGAAGGAAGCUCCGUCCCGUUUGAAAGCGCCCGGCGGAGCCGCCACCGCCUCCUGCUUCCCGCCCGGGCCGCCAUGGCCGCCUUCGCCAUGGAGCCGCCGCCCGCAGGAGCUGAGCCGAUGACUCUCGGCUCCCCGACGUCUCCCAAACAAGGAGCUGGUGCUCAGUUCCUUCCCGGGUUUUUGAUGGGUGACUUACCUGCACCGGUGACUCCACAGCCACGUGCUUUGUGCGGCCCUUCAGUUGGAGUAAUGGAAACGAGGUCUCCACUACUUGCAGGAGGAUCUCCCCCACAGCCAGUGGUCCCGACACAUAAAGAUAAAGGCGGCGCUCCACCCGUUAGGAGCAUUUAUGAUGAGUUGUCUAGUCCUGGGCUUGGAUCAACACCUCUAACCUCAGGAAGACCAGCCAACUUCUCGUUAACACAGAGCCCAUCGGUUGGAAUUCUACCGUCAACUCCAGGCACAGCUUCAAGCGUGUUCAGUCCUGCAAGUAUUGGGCAGCCUAGGAAAACUACUCUGUCUCCUGCUCAGCUAGAUCCUUUUUAUACUCAAGGUGAUUCCCUUACUUCAGAAGAUCAGCUUGAUGACACAUGGAUAACUGUAUUUGGAUUUCCCCAAGCAUCAGCUUCCUACAUUCUUCUGCAGUUUGCUCAGUAUGGAAACAUAUUAAAGCACGUGAUGUCCAACACAGGAAACUGGAUGCACAUUCGAUAUCAGUCUAAGCUUCAAGCCCGGAAAGCCUUAAGCAAAGAUGGAAGAAUUUUUGGUGAAUCCAUCAUGAUUGGUGUCAAGCCCUGUAUAGAUAAACAUCUGCUAAAGGGAGUGAAUGAAACUCUUUGGCAAGCUGAGUCUGAGCAAAAGAGUGUGAUGGAAAACUCUGAAAGAAACUCUACAUCCUCAAUGUCUUCGGUUUUCACUCCACCUACAAAAUCUGCUGGCACACCAGUACAACUUGCAAAUAAUACUACAAGGAUUUCUACAAUGAGACCUCUUGCAACAGCAUAUAAAGCUUCCACUAGUGACUAUCAGGUGGUUUCUGACAGACAGACUCCUAGGAAAGAUGAAAGUAUUGUAUCCAAAGCAAUGGAAUAUGUGUUUGGCUGGUAAUAUCCCAGAGGCAGGAACACACUCAGCUGGUCAGGGUUGGAGCUGGAUCCGUGGUUAGCUGUAUAACUACAGGUGGUGUUUUAUCUCCCACAGCGCCUGUUAUGCCUUCAGUUAAUUCAGCAGACAUGUAGCUUGCACUUUAAAUGAUGGCAAUGUACACGUGGGUUUGCAAACUGAGUUAAGUGUAAAUAAAAGUGCUUUAUCCCCAUCUGUGCUCCAAUUGCAUGACUGUAGAAAAUAUGUCAGCACUGACUUCUCUGUGAUUACUUUCUGCGAGUUAUUUCCCACUAAGUUGGAAAUGCUUAAAAUGGCAGCUACAUUUACUGAUGCCUUUAAUUUUUUGGGUUUUUCCCCCUCUGGAGAGAUGAUGGGCUAUUUACAGGAAGAAAACUAUGCACAGCUGGCUCCCAGGGACAGGGUCUGUUCUUAGUAUGUGUCAUUUUAUUUUUUUUUAAAUUAAGAUUCAUUGCUGUGUUGUAAUUAUCUCUGGCAUACUGUUCUAAAUGUCCUAGCAGCCUUUAAACUCUUUUUUUUUUUUUUUAUUAAUAAAGAUCAAGUGAAGUUUUUUCCUUUGGUUGGUUUUUAAACAAGUAUGAGUUCUGUUAGGAAAAACUAUCUGCAGUGCUCUUAACUAUGAAACAUGAUGCUGUCUAAUGUUUAUUGAAGUGUUAUCAGCAGAGGAGGUGCUGCUGAUUUUUACAAAGCAGUACAAACUGAGUUUCAAACUAGCUAGUGGUUAAAUGUUGUCUCUGUGGGUAUUUUAUAGCAGUGUGCACUUAACAGGUAACAAACUAGCAUUCUAAACUAUAAAACAUUGAGUUGAAGUAGCUAAAUAGGAAACUGCAAUGUUUGGUGACCACAGCUGCUUUCAUUUCCAGACUUUUCUAAGAAAUUUUCUCUUAAGGUGUUGGUUUGGCUGAAUUAUUCUUACUUUUUGAAUUGAACUUUCCCCCCUGGAAGUUUUGGAGAUGAGCCUCUCAAUUAAUCAUGUGUGUCAUUUAAGCUCCUAGUCUCAUUCAUCUGGGCUCCUAGUCUCAUUCAUCUGGGAAGAGAACAAUUUUUUUUCAUGAUACUUGGGAAACUACUAUUCCUUUAAUAACUUUGUGGCUGUGUUAGUGUGGUCAACAUCAGCCUUUUAGUUUGGGUCAGUAGUGUGUUGGUCAGGUGAGUCCAGUUAUACCCCUUUCCAUGCUUUGCUUCACACUGCACUGUGGUCUCAAAGUUCUUCAGCUGCAUUCCUCUGAUAAAAUUAGAUUGCAAGAUUAGUCCAGCAGCAUGAAAGAUUAGUCCAGCAGCAUGCCUGAUGUCCCUCAGGUGCUGAUGGGCAUCCAGUUUACAGGAUUAAGCUAGAGAUGGUCCUGACUAAAAUCCCCAAAGCACUUAGUGAGAAGUAAGGUUUCUACCUCGGGGCACUUUGUUCUUCACUGAAUGCUUUAGAAUUAACCUACCUGCAGGCAGAUUCAGAGAUUUUUGGGAUGCAUUUGAUGGAUUUGCUGGCUUAUGCUUUUAGAAUAUUGGUUGCUACUUGUCCAUUUGCAUUUGAUCAAAGGGAACUGCUCAAACUUAACAGCUGAACAUGCUUUCUCCAAAUACAUCUGGCUUUUUCUUGGCAAAAAAUAUUUGCCAUGCAUAUGACUGGAGAAAAAUAAAGGGAGUUCAGCUAAAUUCUUGUUUUGCUAGUUGCUUGGCAGAAUACAUUUCUGGUGUGCUGGAGAGUUGUGAUAUGUGCUGGAUUUGGUGUAGUGAAGUGAUAAUGUUGAACUUGGACCAAGUAAAUCUGAAGCUAAAUAUGUAAAGAAGGAGCUGGAGCCCAAGACAGUAGUCUGGCUGAUCUGUUUUACAGAUUUAAAACUGUGCUGAGUUGUUUACCUUAGUUUCUUGUUUCUCCUAACUCUAGGAAUGACUACAGUAAUCAGUUGGUGCAGCUUCCUGUAGAGUAAAAGCACUUGGGAGCAGUGGAUGUUGUUUGCUUUGCUCUGCAGGUGGUAAACAGGGGAAGAAGAAGGCUCAGAACAUGUAAAUCUGUGCACUUCUGGACAGGAUCGUUAAGAAAUGAUGUGGCUUCUGCUGGCAGGACUUCCUGUGUUGGUUUAGUGUUGAGUACUAGUUAAACCCUGGUAUCAAUGAUUUGGGCUUGCCCAGUCUGAGAACAUGACAGUCCCAGAGUGCACCAACCACUGUGCAGCCUCCUUGCAAUGUGUUCCUGGUAAUAUAAUUAUUAUAUGGGUGUCCAGGGCCACAUGUGGAAGAGCAGAGGCUGUUGAAGUACAUCUGUGAAAAAUCUCUGAAACACUUGCAAGAGUCUUCAAGUCUUCAACCCUUUUCCAGGCCAGCUGCUAUUGUUGGGUAGCUUUGCACUGGAAAAUCCAAUUCUGCCCCUUUGUUAACAGUGGAUCUGCUGCUUUGCAAUAAGGAAGAAUUCUCUUCUGCUGGAUGGGAUUUACAUUAGAGCCAAAGUUAUGGACUUCAGUGAUGAGAACACACUCAUGAAAAGGAGUUCUGAUUUUAGAUGUAUGGGGUUUCCUGUAAGACUGCAAAUGACAUUUUUGUUUUUAGGAUUAUGGCUUUAGUUUAAAAUAAAACUCAGAAAUACAUAUUUGCUGCUGUCUGCCUGGAUCACAAGCAUGUUACUCAGGGAUCUAAUUCUCUUAGUAUAUAGAUCUGCACAGGUUUUAAAUUGUAGAAGGGUUUGUUGUAUUGUUUCAAUGACAAUUACCCUACAGUUUAAACUUAUUUUUGGUGAAGACUUUUAUAGCUUGGAGAUGGUGUUUAUUUUUUUCCUUCUACCCCUCCUCAGUUUAGCUUUCUAGUAACUUUCAAAGCAAGUAAUUUGAUAAUUAAUUUAGGUAAUUAAUUUACACUAACAUAAAAUGAAGAUACUGCAUCACCUCUGCCUCUCAUUUCAAGCUGUAGGCAUCUACCUCCACCGUGUGGCAGUUCUUCAGAACUUCAGUGAGAGGUUUAACUGAUAGUGAAUGGAAUAUGGGAUCUGAAUUGUACUUCGGUUAGGAAGUGUAUAAACAAACAGUACUGUGAGAAAAUAGAGCUGCUCAAAUGUCCCUUGAAGUGUUUUUUGUCAUAAAAGAAGAAAGCACAAAGGUGAGUUUACUGAAUAGCUUAAUUGGUGAGUAAUUCAGACUUUUAAAUAUUGCAUCAAGGGAAUAGUUCCUAAACUUCAUUUAAAAUCUUGCCAGUAUUCAGGAUUAAUUCACCAAAUGAUAUUUUAGCAGGAUAUGCCACAAUAUCCAUUUCUUAUGUGAACAAAAUUGCCUUUUUUUCCGGUGGUUUGUGUACAUGUGUAAAAAUACAACCCUGGCAUUAGUUUCCUUUACUUUGACAGUAGGUCACUACACCACAGAUGAGUCUGCAAAAAUAUGCUGCUUAACAAUGUUUAGGAACAAUGAGCUGCUCAGCUGUUGAGUGAGUGAAACCAAAAUAAGCUGACUCACAAAGGACUUGGAGCUGGGAGCUGGUUUAGUGAAUUUUGGACUGCAGGUGAGAAGGCUCUGGAAUAAAUGUUCUAGAUUUCUAAUAAAAACAUCACUCCUCGGGUUACUUCACGGCUUUGUGGUGCUGCCUUUUUGUACUGGUUUGGACAAGAGUAAAAAGUGUACUUUUGGUGUGGUGUGUCUCAAGUAUCAAAAUGCAAACUGUCAAACUUCUGCUAGUGUUUAUAAAUCAGUGUUCAGUCAGUGGAGUUACCUUUACAAAUGAAUACAUAAUUAAUAACUUUGUACAAAGUGUUUUUUGCCUUUAUUAAGGAAUGAUGUGAUGCAGGUGUGUGGUCGUGUCAUGUGUAUGAACUGUGCUUCUAUCAACAAAAUCAUAUUUUCCACCUUUCUGCGAGUAGAACAGGCCUUGAAAUCAGGAGAAUGUCUGAGAAGCUGUAAACUCUGGUGUCCUGUGUCAUCAGAUGUCUUGAUUCUUCAAGUUUGUUGCUUUUGUAAGUGAACUUUCAGCUUAAAUAAAGAGUUUAUUGCU